Molecule: messenger RNA, 685 nt
Organism: Acanthoscelides obtectus
Lineage: Eukaryota; Metazoa; Arthropoda; Insecta; Coleoptera; Chrysomelidae
Source: the annotation of a GenBank genome assembly
UGGCAGCCGCAAGAAACAGCAGACUGCACCUGAAAGAGAAACUAAGUCUCAAAACAUGGUUUCAGUCUGUCAAAAUUAAGCGCGGAAUUUUCAAAAACUUGAGUAAUUUCGAAUGGACCAUCAAAUUUGUUCUGAAGCUUGUUUGAAAUUUGAGACUGUUUCACAAAGACUUUAUCGCCAACUUUAUAUGAUUGUAAAUUGGGUGACACUCUACUAUCAAAGCGAAUUUUUGCUUUUUGCUUCUGUUCGUCAGUUCUCACGCGGGCAAUUUUGUAGUGUAAUAUUCGAGUUUAUUCCGAAUGUCUCGAACAUACUUGGACAUCAAUUCUUUUUCUAAUGCUGGCAGUACACGCUCGUCGAAGCCAUCCGAAUGCGAGACUCCCCGAUGCGAGGCGGCCCGAGGCACGAGGCCCGAGGACACCGUGUAUACUCUCGCAGUAAACAUCGAACCGGCUCCUUGUGUAGAUUCGUGCGAGUGAUGGCCAAGAACGUGGAAAUUUGUGUAGCUGUAGCCUAUGCUGCUUAUUGUUACUAUAAAUAUUUGCAUAUUAUAUCAACUUCAAAAAUCAAGAAGCCUUGGAAGAAAAGAAGAUGGUGGGUGAAAUCAAUCAAUCGAAAUAGAACGAGGGAACACAUGGACAGACAAUUGAGCGAAUUGUUAAUGGAACCUGGUGGUGAAUUUUAA